CUCGUUUCUCAUUCUCUCGCUAUCUGACGACCGACGAGGACCUUACCUCACUUCCUUGAUUUCCUUGUGUUGCUUACUCCAUCCUUCCCCUCCUUUACCCCUCCCCCUUCCGCCUGCAGCCUAUACUACUUGUGUUAAUUCCUUUCCCACCCAAUAUUCCCUCCCCCCGGUCCAAGCAUAAGCGUUUUGAUUGACUCUAUUCGCGUUUCGCUAACGCGCCUCUUACCUUCCUCCCCCCCCCCUUUCUUCAUCCACCGAGGCUUUGCGACGGCCCUCCUUGACUUGUUUCGCGCCGUCGUUUCCUUGGCCCGCCAUGUAUGACAUUUCCCACUCCGCUCCAAUGAAUGGAGUCGCCGGUGAUCUUGUCGAUGGGUCGGGUACUAUCAAUCCCGCUGCCUUGAAUAAUGUCUCUGUCGCUCUUCACACGCCUGCAGAUUCGUCAAAUAUAGUCCCUCGUGGGAUUAAGCGCAGUCGGAGCCCGGAAUUCAAUGCACUUGCAGACGGAGACCAUGAUGAUGGAACCGAUGAGCACGCUCGUCGGAAACGAGGACGUCCUCCAAAGAUUCAACAACGGCCAUCUACCGCUGAUCAAGCUUCAUCCUCUACACCAGCCGCUUCAGGUGUCCACGUCCAAACGCCGCGCAUGCAGACACAACCGCUUCCGCCGGCGGGCGCCGCCGUGUCACCACCGCAGGCUUCGCCUUCGGAGAAGGCCACUCCAUCUAAAACCACUGUGAUCAAAGCACUUCCGACCGUUCGCGACCACACCACGGACCAACUCGAUGAGCAGGGGGACGAAUACAUUCCCAAGGAGUUUGACGAUGCCGGUGAGAAAAAAGUGGAUGUCAUGGGUUAUCCCCAAGGCGGUCGGGAAUACAAAUGCCGAACGUUCCGCGUCGCUCCUCGUGGUAAGAAACUCUUCAUGCUUGCGACCGAAUGUGCGCGUGUGCUGGGGUAUCGCGACUCAUAUCUCCUGUUCAACAAAAAUCGCUCGCUACACAAAAUUAUUGCGACGCAGGUGGAAAAGGACGACAUGAUCCACCAGGACAUCCUGCCUUACUCGUAUCGAUCUCGCCAAAUCGCCAUUGUUUCAGCCAGAUCCAUGUUCCGCCAGUUCGGUAGCCGGGUCAUUGUCAACGGACGAAGGGUACGCGACGACUACUGGGAGAGCAAGGCUCGGAAACAAGGAUUUACUGAGGAAGAUUUGGCCGGGGAAAAGCGACCGGGUGCCGCCAGGCGCGAUGCGGCUGCUGCGGCUGAGGCUGCGACCGCCAAUCUAUUACCAACCCUUACCCAUGGCGACGUGAUCUACAGCAACGUUGAGGGCAUGCCCCUGCCCGGCGCGCCGUCAUCUGUCUCUCUUUCGCAGCUUCCGAUCUUCAAUAUGACCACCACCGACGACCCUCGACUGCAGGAGUACAACAGUAUGCCUCGUGCGCGCCAGGAGGUUACCGGCCAAACAUACCAGGACCGUACCCAGCCCAGCUCAGCGGCGGAUAUUCUGAACCAGGCGUCGCAUACAGCAGAUUUCAAUAAGAUCUUAACCUCGCAGCGUGCGUUUCGCUAUGGGGCCCUGGGGGGUUUCUAUGCCAACCAGCGUGAGGAAGCAGCGGAAGCAGCACAGUCGCAGCCCGGGCAGCUCGACGGGGCGCAAGAGUCGACAUCACAAUCUCUGCCAUCCACUCAGAUUGCCAGGGGAGGAAUGGUGAAUUCGUCCGCGCCGCAACCUGUAAUGUCUCAUCAAAGUGCCAUGAUGGGCGGCGGUCAGUCCGGUUUCCAUCCGCCAUCGCAUCCACAAGCUGCGAUCGCACCAUCGCCUGCAGUACGAGCCAUGCCACCAGGCAUGCGACCAGACCUGAUGCACCAGCGACCAGCCGCCCUGCCGACGCAGACGCCUCCCUACGGAUAUCCGUCGCAGCCGCAACAAAUGUGGGGUCAACCGCCUCCCCAACCACAGCCAUCGCCAUUGUCCAGCACGCCAGUCGCCGGCAUGCCCCAGUACGCGCACCUCCAUGCCGCACCACAACACUCGCCAUCUCCUCUGCCGCACAGUGUUCAGCAACCGCAUCCUUCGCAAUCACCUCGCAACCAACCUCGUCCGUCCGUACCCUCGAUGUCGCAACCAUUCCCGAUUCAUCACCCCCAGGCAGCGCAGCAGACACCUAUGGCAGCUUCCAUGGGAUUCCCCGGGGCUACGGCUGCCCCGUAUCCCGCAAUGGCUCGAGCCAUGUAUCCCGCCACUCAAGGCGGGGGUCAACCCUUUAUGGCCGGAACACCGCAACCUGGACUCGCCAUGGGCAUGAGUGGGGGAGGUGCUAUUCCCGGCUGGCCAUCAGCUGCUGGUGGGACGCUACCAUCUGGACCCCCUCAACCGGCCGGCGUUGGUCCAGGUUGGCGUUUAGGAGGUAUGGGACAGCAAGACUUGCAGGAAAACAGCACGGUUCUGAUAUUGUCUGGUUUAUCUCUUCUCUUUUCCUUCUUGCCUCGAACACCCUUUCUUUCAUUAUCCUUGGCCAGGGGCUCUAGCUAAUGUUAAUGGUGCAUACUCCUGUUUUCCUUUCUUUCCUCUCUAUACCCCUGUUAUACCCAGUUGAGUUUUUGCCUGCUUCUUGUGAUAUCAGUCAAUUUUUUUUUGAUAUCCAUGCCAGUAUAUAAAAGGCUGGCCAGACACGACA
Messenger RNA from Aspergillus glaucus CBS 516.65, 2675 nucleotides. Its product is annotated as putative nuclear localization protein. The record is from RefSeq and is a predicted model, not a curated record. Lineage: Eukaryota; Fungi; Ascomycota; Eurotiomycetes; Eurotiales; Aspergillaceae. Gene Ontology annotation, cellular component: nucleus. The coding region runs from base 314 to 2530 and encodes 738 amino acids. The transcript is spliced from 4 exons. Gene Ontology annotation, molecular function: chromatin DNA binding.